Messenger RNA from Brassica napus (rape), 3311 nucleotides. RefSeq names its product NAD(P)H-quinone oxidoreductase subunit K, chloroplastic. Gene Ontology annotation, biological process: aerobic respiration; electron transport coupled proton transport. Lineage: Eukaryota; Viridiplantae; Streptophyta; Magnoliopsida; Brassicales; Brassicaceae. The transcript has a single exon. Gene Ontology annotation, molecular function: quinone binding; NADH dehydrogenase (ubiquinone) activity; 4 iron, 4 sulfur cluster binding. Bases 1862 to 2539 code for a protein of 225 amino acids. The record is from RefSeq and is a predicted model, not a curated record.
UGAAAGAGAUAUAAUGUUCGAUCAUAUAAUAUUAAUCUUGACAAGAAAUUAUCUACAUGAUAAGAUAAGAUAAAAUGUGGAUCAUAAACACAAGGGCUAUAGCUCAGUUAGGUAGAGCACCUCGUUUACACGUGCGCCAAAGUUUUUCAGAGGAGUCCAUCACGCAAUCAAACCAAUUGAUUGAUCUUAUUAAUAAAUCGAUGUCUUACUCCAUGACUUUUUUUUAGGAAAAAGAGGAGAACAAUAGCCUGACAUUAGGUCCUAUUAAAGUACCCCAUUUCGGUAGGGAAUUAAUAGAACCCAUCAUUGAUUUGAGAUAUUGAUAGGGUGAAUACCCAGUCUACUUAAUGCUAGGCAGAAUGAGUAUAAGGAACUCAAAAAUGAUCUUUUCGUCCUAUGAACCUUAAGGUGUAGCAAGUUUCAUAUUUGAUUUUUUAAUCAGGAUGUUAGAGACUAUAUUUAACUUAAGUUGAUCUAGACCAAAAGCAAACCUACGUCAAGAGAACCCUUCUUUGAAACACUUUGGUAGUUAUUCUGUAUUGUAUUAGAAUUAAAAAAUAAUCAAUCAGAGUACUUGGAACCAUUUCUUAUCUUUUUUUUUUAAGAAAAAAUAUGGUAGACUAACUGAUCUUUCUAUCAGUUAAUGAAAGAGCCCAAUGCAAAAAAAAUGCAUGUUGGGUCUUUGAAAGAGUUCGAAUCAUUUUGAUAAUAAUAAGUUCGAGCUCUUUUACCGAGCAGGUCUACGGUUCGAAUCCGUAUAGCCCUAACUAAUAAAUUUAUUCUAAUAAAUGACAUUCAAAUCCAAAUAAUUGGAUAAUUUUUGACUUUUUAUUGUAUUCUUUAUUUCUAACUGGUUACUUUCAAUUUGUUGGUUCAUAAAAAAAACUCCCAGACCCUAAACCAUAAGUCCUGGGGGUCGUUCAGAAUAAAACGGAAAACCAAAUUUGAUUUCAUUUGAUUUCAGUGGAUCCAAUCACUAUCUAUAGAUAUAUCUAGAUAGAUACUUAUAAUUUAGAAUAAACGUUUUUUAUUCAUUCAUUUUCAUAGUCGUAAGUGGAUUUUUUGAUACGUCAUAAUUUUAAAAACGAAGAUAUUUUUAUCAAUUUGUUUUAUUUUUAAAUAAAACAUAAAGCAAAUUUAAGAAACAGAAAUAAAAAAAAUUACUAGUUAUUAAUCAUAUUAAUAUUAUAUUAUUAAUAUGAGAAACUAUUAGUAAUAGAAACAUGGAAAUAUUAAGUAAUAAGUGUACUGAAAAUAAGAUUACAAUCAAUAAAUCUUAAAAGGAGACGUCUACCACAGCAACCAAACGAAAAUAAAUGAUUCGAUUAACCUGAAUUUUUGUUUUGACGCAAGAGUUAUAUAUACCUUGCCCAAUCCACUCCGAUUGGAAUUGACUAAGCGGGUAUUUUUUCCACAUUCAUAGGAGUUCGUCUAUGUUUCUGCUUUACGAAUAUGAUAUUUUCUGGGCAUUUUUAAUAAUAUCAAGUGCUAUUCCUGUUUUGGCAUUUCUAAUUUCCGGGGUUUUAUCUCCAAUUACGAAGGGGCCGGAGAAACUUUCUAGUUAUGAAUCAGGUAUAGAACCGAUCGGGGAUGCUUGGUUACAAUUUAGAAUCCGUUAUUAUAUGUUUGCUCUAGUUUUUGUUGUUUUUGAUGUUGAAACCGUUUUUCUGUAUCCGUGGGCAAUGAGUUUCGAUGUACUAGGGGUAUCCGCUUUUAUAGAAGCUUUCAUUUUCGUGCUUAUCCUAAUUCUUGGUUUAGUUUAUGCAUGGCGAAAAGGAGCGUUGGAAUGGUCUUAGUUCGUUUCCUGAAUACUUGUACAAUAACAAUAAAAAAAAAGUAAAAAAAAACCAUUGAAACAAUUAUGAAUUCCAUUAAGUUUCCCGUACUUGAUCGAACAACAAAAAACUCAGUUAUUUCAACUACGUUAAAUGAUCUUUCAAAUUGGUCAAGACUUUCCAGCCUAUGGCCGCUUCUUUAUGGUACCAGUUGUUGUUUUAUUGAAUUUGCCUCAUUAAUAGGCUCCCGAUUUGACUUUGAUCGUUAUGGGCUAGUACCAAGAUCAAGUCCUAGACAGGCGGACCUUAUUUUAACAGCAGGUACAGUAACAAUGAAAAUGGCUCCUUCUUUAGUGAGAUUAUAUGAACAAAUGCCUGAACCAAAGUAUGUUAUUGCUAUGGGAGCGUGUACAAUUACAGGGGGGAUGUUCAGUACCGAUUCUUAUAGUACUGUUCGAGGGGUUGAUAAGCUAAUUCCUGUAGAUGUCUAUUUGCCGGGUUGUCCACCUAAACCAGAGGCUGUUAUAGACGCUAUAACAAAGCUUCGUAAGAAAAUAGCUAGAGAAAUCUAUAAGGAUCGAAUUAGACCUCAACGGGGUAAUCGGUGUUUUACUACCAAUCACAAGUUUUUUGUUGUACGCAGUACACAGACUGGAAAUUAUGAUCAAGAAUUACUCUAUCCACCAUCAUCUACUUCAGAGAUCUCUACUGAAACAUUUUUUAAAUACAAAAGCCCAGUAUCUUCCCACGAAUUAGUGAAUUAGGGAGGAUUUGAGAGAAUAAGAAAAAAAUCUUCAUAAAUUAGAACUCAUGGUAAAUGUGAAAUACUUAAAUUUAUAUAAAAAAGGUGUGGGGGAAAUAAAAAAGAUGCAGGGCACUUUGUCCGUUUGGCUAGCCAAACGCGGGCUGGUUCAUAGAUCGUUGGGCUUCGAUUACCAAGGAAUAGAGACUUUACAAAUAAAGCCCGAAGAUUGGCAUUCUAUUGCUGUAAUUUUAUAUGUAUAUGGUUACAAUUAUUUACGUUCCCAAUGUGCCUAUGAUGUGGCACCAGGUGGCCUCUUAGCCAGUGUGUAUCAUCUUACGAGAAUAGAAUAUGGUGUCAAUCAAGCGGAAGAAGUUUGCAUAAAAGUAUUUACUCACAGGAGUAAUCCCAGAAUUCCAUCUGUUUUCUGGGUUUGGAAAAGUACGGAUUUUCAAGAACGGGAAUCUUAUGAUAUGUUAGGAAUCACUUAUGAUAGCCAUCCGCGGCUGAAACGGAUCUUAAUGCCCGAAAGUUGGAUAGGGUGGCCUUUACGUAAGGAUUAUAUUGCCCCCAAUUUUUAUGAAAUACAAGAUGCUUAUUGAAUGAUAAAAAAUUUGAAUGAUAAAAAUGAGUCUUAGUUUCUACAACUACGGACCUUCGCGGAAUAUUUUGAAUUCGAGUCGUUUUUAGAUCAAACAAACAGAAGAAUUAAGGUCUUAUUCAUAUUAUUAUAGAUAGCUUAAUCUCCAAUUUGAAAGAUACUUUUUUCCUAAAAGCCGAGCCAAUAGGAUGAA